AUGGAGGCGCCGGGCGGCCGCAGGCGGAGGCCGCGGGCGGGCGAGGCCCCGCGCGCGGAGCAGGCCUCGGGCUCGGGGCCCGGCGAGGCGGGGCGCGCGCGCGGCCGCGGCAGGAGGGCGGCGCGCCUGAGCCCCGAGGACGAGGAGCUGCUGUUCGACGCCUUCGACGCGUCCUUCAAGGACGACUUCGACGGGGUGCCCGUGUUCGUGCCCUUCCAGCGGCGGCGGCCCUACGAGUGCGGCGAGUGCGGCCGCGUCUUCAAGCACAAGACGGACCACGCGCGCCACCAGCGCGUGCACACGGGCGAGAAGCCCUUCGCCUGCGGCCAGUGCGGCAAGAGCUUCCGGCACAGCUCGGACGUCACCAAGCACCAGCGCGUGCACACGGGCGAGAAGCCCUUCGCCUGCGGCCAGUGCGGCAAGGCCUUCAACUGCGGCUCCAACCUGCUCAAGCACCAGAAGACGCACAGCGGCGAGCGGCCCUACCGCUGCGCCGACUGCGGCCGCGCCUUCGCCUACAGCUCCUGCCUCAUCCGGCACCGCAAGCGCCACCCGCGCAAGAAGCAGGACGGCCCGCCCGCUCCCGGCCUCGCCCCUCGGCCCUGAGGCGCCGCGUCCACGGAGGGCUCGGCCCUGC
Molecule: messenger RNA, 637 nt
Organism: Ochotona curzoniae (black-lipped pika)
Lineage: Eukaryota; Metazoa; Chordata; Mammalia; Lagomorpha; Ochotonidae
Product: zinc finger protein 41-like
Exons: 1
Coding region: 1-606 (201 amino acids)
Biological process (GO): regulation of transcription by RNA polymerase II
Molecular function (GO): DNA-binding transcription factor activity, RNA polymerase II-specific; RNA polymerase II cis-regulatory region sequence-specific DNA binding
Source: RefSeq, a predicted model, not a curated record